This is a messenger RNA of Fraxinus pennsylvanica, 1935 nucleotides long. The record is from the annotation of a GenBank genome assembly. NCBI's taxonomy places the organism in Eukaryota, Viridiplantae, Streptophyta, Magnoliopsida, Lamiales, Oleaceae.
AUGGGUUUUCUUUUUGACACGCCAAAAAAUGGUAGUGGUGUUGGAGGUUUAAGGAGUCUUGUGAGGAGAAAACGGGUGGAUUCUGCUCAUUCUAAGUCAUCAUCUGUCUCAGGGACUGGUCACAAUCAAUUGGCCAAGGCUUUAACUGUGCCUCAUCUAAUUGCCAUAGGGGUUGGUUCAACGAUUGGUGCUGGAGUUUAUAUUCUUGUUGGCACAGUUGCAAGGGAGCACUCAGGACCAGCCCUUACCUUUUCCUUUCUAAUAGCUGGUAUAGCAGCUGCUCUUUCUGCUUUCUGCUAUGCUGAGCUAGCGAGUCGUUGCCCAUCAGCUGGGAGUGCCUAUCAUUAUUCUUACAUUUGCGUUGGAGAAGGUGUUGCUUGGUUGAUUGGUUGGGCGUUAAUAUUGGAAUACACUAUUGGAGGGUCUGCAGUUGCUCGUGGCAUAUCUCCAAAUUUGGCCUUACUUUUUGGAGGUCCAGAUAGUCUCCCUUCUUUUCUAGCUCGUCAGACCAUCCCAGGGCUUGAUAUUGUGGUGGACCCAUGUGCAGCUAUCUUGGUGUUUGUAGUCACCGGGCUUUUGUGUGGGGGAAUCAAGGAGAGUGCAUUUGUUCAAGGAAUUGUGACAGCAGCAAAUACUUGUGCCAUGAUCUUUGUCAUCAUAGCUGGUGGAUAUUUGGGUUUCAAGACUGGAUGGCCCGGCUAUGAACUUUCUGUUGGAUAUUUUCCAUUCGGGGCUGAUGGCAUGCUUGCUGGGGCAUCGACUGUUUUCUUUGCAUUCAUUGGGUUUGAUUCGGUUGCUAGUACUGCAGAAGAGGUAAAAAAUCCCCAACGAGAUUUGCCAAUGGGUAUUGGUAUUGCACUGUCUAUAUGUUGCACGUUGUAUAUGUUGGUCUCUGCCGUAAUUGUUGGUUUGGUGCCAUAUUAUGCGAUGGAUCCUGACACUCCCAUCUCAUCUGCAUUUGCUAGCCACGGAAUGAAAUGGGCUGCGUACAUAAUAACUGUUGGAGCUUCUACGGCCCUUUGCUCAACAUUGAUGGGUUCUAUCCUACCACAGCCUCGAAUACUUAUGGCAAUGGCUAGAGAUGGAUUGCUGCCAUCGUUUUUUUCCGAUGUCAAUAAACGAACACAAGUUCCUGUGAAGAGCACUGUAGUUACUGGUUUACUGGCUGGAAUCUUGGCAUUCGUCAUGGAUGUUGAGCAGUUGGCAGGCAUGGUUAGUGUUGGUACACUAGUUGCCUUUACAAUGGUUGCAAUUUCUGUGCUGAUACUGAGAUAUGUUCCGCCAGAUGAGGUUCCACUUCCACCUUCUUUCCAGGAUGCAAUAGAUUCAGUUUCUGUGCGGUAUAGUAGCAGUAGUUCUAAAGAAGUCGAUGUGGAAAACUCAAAAGCCGAUGCUAUAAUCUCAAGUGACAGCAUUCCACUUUUAGUUGGCAAGAAAACACCUGUUGGAUAUCCUCUUAUAGAGAAAGCAGCUGCCCGGUACAAUUUGAAUGAAGCCAAUAGGCGGAAGAUUGCUGGCUGGACAAUCAUGCUUACAUGCAUCGGAGUGCUUGUACUAACCUCUGCAGCUUCAAGCGUGAGCCUUUAUAGCUCCCUUCGAUUUACACUUUGUGGAAUCGGUGGCAUUCUCCUUUUAUCUGGUCUAGUAUUGCUCACCUGGAUCGACCAAGAUGAUGCAAGGCAUAACUUUGGGCACUCGGGAGGUUUCAUUUGCCCAUGUGUUCCACUGCUACCGAUCGCCUGCAUUCUCAUCAAUGUCUACUUAUUGAUUAAUCUCGGAGGCUCUACUUGGACCCGUGUAUCAAUAUGGUUAGCCAUAGGAGCAAUAGUUUAUCUUUUCUAUGGCCGGAAGCACAGCUCACUGCGAGAUGCAGUCUAUGUUCCUGUAGCCCACGUUGACGAAAUCUACCAAAGCUCAAGAAAUACUCUGUCGUAA